UAGCUGGAUGUCAUCCUUCAGAAGUGUUCUAUGAUCAGGCUUAUUCUAGUUUUUGCUCUGACAUUUUCCAGUUAGUUUGACAUGAAGGCUGAUGUGUUGCCUGGCUGUGCAGGUAUGAUGACUGCACACAAAACAGGAGCUGAGUCUUCCUCCCCGCGCAGUUCUGACGAGUUAAAGGAGCUGGGAGGAGGAGGAGGAGGAGAGAGAAGAAGGGAUGACAAGGAGAGUCAGAGCAAGGAGAGAGGGAGAGGAGGAGGAAGAGGCAGCACUUCCAGCUUCCCCUCCGACAUUCCUGCCUCCUUCAGUUUCAGCGGAGCAGCAGCAGCGGGAGGAGCGCAUCGGUCAGAUCCGGUUCGCUUGGAUUGAUCUCGAAAGGGGAACGGAUACAGGAUCCCAGAGAGAAGACACGUGAGGAGAAGUCGUCUCCGAGAAUCCGAGACUCCGUGAAGCCGUCUCCACCUGCCCGCGCGCUCUUGUCCUCUCUUUUCUCCCGGGAUAAACGUGCGUAAUUUUUUAGCUCCUUUACGCAAAGGUGACGCGGAGCCGGAGACGCUCGGAUACGGUCCUGGAAACACGAUGCUGAUCGGUACAUCGGCCCAGGGCAACCCCCUCCUUGCCUCCCUCCCAGUCCCAGGACGGCCGCUGCAGCCUCAGCUCGACCUCAAACACCUCCUACCCUUCAGGCUCAAUGGGUCGUCCCCCCUCAGCCUCUUCCCCAACUUUAACACGAUGGACCCUGUCCAGAAGGCUGUGAUCAACCACACAUUUGGUGUCCCUCAGCCACUCAAAAAGAAACAGAUCAUCUCCUGCAACAUUUGCCACCUGCGCUUUAACUCCACGAACCAAGCAGAGGCUCACUAUAAAGGCCACAAGCACGCCCGCAAACUUAAAGCCAUGGAGGCUCAGAAGAAUAGGCAGCGACGAGCCACGGAGGCCUCAUCCACGGGAAGAGAACGAGACAAGAGCAAGACAUCCAACGACACAUCUCUUCCUGCACUCAUGGAUCCGAGCUCAGAGAAGGAAACAAGUCUUCAGUCUGAUCUAGAACCAGCUAUCAUGGAGGGAAGGCUGGACGAGAGUCCCAGGAGCUCCGCCAUGCUGACUCCAGUGUCUGAGGUCUCCUCCAUGGAGCUGGUCACCCUUUCCCCUCCUCAGAUUUCACCUUCCUCUCAGCUCUCUGAGACAGUAUCAGACACCAGCACAGCGGAAGUCACAGAGGUCAUUGAGGUCACAGAGACUGUGGCUCUGACCAGUGAGUCAGGUAGCCUUGCUGCAGAGCCAUCCACAAGAAAUGAGGAGUCACGCACAGAAGUCAACAAAGACCCCAAAAAGAGCAAAGCUCACCUUCACUGUCCUGUUUGUAAAGUCACUGUCAACUCUGUCUCCCAACUGGAAGCACAUAACAGUGGUACAAAGCACAAACUGAUGCUGGAGGGUCACAGUGUUCUGCCACGACGCCGGGGGAAGGUGGUGGCAGCUCGAGCCGGCUGCAAGAGCAAGAGGCUGGGCAGCAAAGGCAGCGUUGGGGUCCCCAGCAAGAACUUCCAGUGUGAAGUGUGUGAGAUCUUUGUGAACUCUGAGGCCCAGCUAAGCCAGCACAUGAACAGCAGAAGGCACAAGGAUCGUCUGGCUGGAAAACCACCCAAACCCAAAUUCACCCCCCACAGCAAGAGCCAGCCGAGCUCCGGCCUAGCGAACAUCAGAUGGAGUGGCUAUGCAGGCAUGGCUGUGUCCACCAUGAAGAAAGCCUUCACCCAGUGCAACCUCACCACCCUCUCCUCACAGACCAAACUGGCCUUGCACAAGCAGCUGACCAAGAGUUUGACAACUGGCUUCCUGCCCAGCCCCCUCACCCCACCAACUCUGUGCACACUGGCGACAAAUCCGUUGGCUCUGCGCCACCCGGUGGGCACCACCACCUUCAUCCAGACACCAUUCCUGGGCCCCGCACUGUUUCGGCCUGCUCCGGGGCCGCUGCGGGCCACGCACACACCCAUCAUUUUCUCCCCCUACUAAGGACUUAACCAAGAUCCCAAUUAAACUCCAAAAACCCAAUCCCUUCACCAAAUCCUAAUCCAAGCCCCUCCUUUGGUGUGGCACACACAGCAAAGGUCACAUGCAAACUAUGCAGCCCACCAAACUUAAAAUGGGAUUACCCACAAGGCCUGAAGGCCUGAGAGCUCUUCUUAUCAUAAAGGCCAAGAUCCCCAUCAUGCCUUCGUUCUGCUCCUCUUAUAAUGACCUCAGGAGCAGAACCGGCCUCCAGACAGGGACUGGCUCAAUGAGGCCGAUUUUAUAGCCAUUUUAAGGGUCAACAUGGUUUAAAUUAUGGAUAUUCUUGUGUAAUUUAUUAGAGAAUAAAUAGUCUAGAUGUAUGUUUAGUGUGGUUGCCACAAAAUAAGGUCCCUUUACUUGAUGCUCUUAUAAGAAGUUUUUAACUUAAAUGUUUGGAGGUUUGGUGAGAAGUCAUUGUAGGUCUUUAAAGCAGCUGAACCCAAGCCAUAUGUGUAUGGCUGCACAAGCCAGUCUCACCGAUUAGUGUUUCUAGCUAACCAGCUCAUGGUGUUAUCUGUGAACAGCUCCUAGAACUACUACCAUGUCUUAACUUGAAGCCUCAGAAGGACAAAUGUGGCUCCUUGUACCUUUUUGCUACCAUUCUGUUCACCCAGUCCUUAGCUAACACUCGUCUGGUCCCUCCAGAUUGUUUUCCUCUCUUGUACUCGUUAAGGUCCAGAAAGGUCAGCUUGUCAACUUAGCUUUCUUUCAAUUUGCAAAUCUGUCAUGAGAAUGACUUUGUGCUCCAGUGCAUCAUUCAUGCAAUGCAAACUUGAGGGUUUUGCGCUUCCAAAGCUAGCGGCAUGAAAACAUUUUUGCAGCUGUGGAUGUCUUACCGCAAAAUGCCAUUCUCUCCCUCCCAUCCUGUCUGCUGUUUCUCCUUCCCUUUCACCUCAGUGUCGUCCUUGGUUUUCUCUGCCGUUAUCUCAGAGCGAGCUGAUGAGUCGACCCUCGCAUGACGGGAACACAGAAGAUAAUAACUUGGAGAUUUGAUUUGAUAAAAGUUUUCAAGACAGUGGGUGGGAGGGCUGCUCAGAAAUGACUGACAUCCCGUUGUGGCAUCUGCGCACAGCGUGGGGGGAUGCAAAGCACAGUGCCAUGGCAACCACAUUAAAAGCACCUUAAAACUGAUUCCCUUACAAAAGCAAUGAAAUUGUGUUAAUGUUCUGUUUCUCUUUGCUGUAAUUGUUGUCACGUCAGUUCUGACGGGGGUUUUGCUUUUGAGAGGAAAAACAAAAACAAUCAGGUGGGAAUGAUCAUCCAUGAUGACGAGUCUCGUUUUAAAAGCAAUACUUUCAGUCUGCUUAUGAUGUGUUUUUGGUGUAUCGAUGACCUUAUCUACUCUCUGCUGUACACCUCCAAAGUGUGUCCCGCUAACAGACAAGACCAGCUCCGACUGGUCAGAGAAGGGGGAGGUUAAAAGAUCCACGCUUGAUGCUGACGGCCACAUGUUUAGGCAUCGUAGACUUCCACUGAGCAGCUACAUCAGUCAUUCGGAGGCAUCACGAACGCAGCAUCAACUGUCACUUUGUGCACAUGUGCAGAAUUCUCCUCCCUCCCCCUCUCCCCUUCCUCCCGCACAGGAUAUCUGCUACAUUUGCCCUUUCCUCACGCCAAAAUGAACUCUUGGCAAGGACUCAAGAGCAUCACCCUCCCCUCGACAGUCACACCAACUGUGUUAGACUCCAGUGGUGAAACAGGAUCCUAUGCAUUUGUGCAUUGUGUGUAGUUCGUGUGUGACGCAGCAGUGCCAUCUGUCGUGAACAACCUGUAACUGCCACCCAGUAUUAGUGCUCCAACAUGAACUUUCAUCCAAUUAUGUGCUGUUUUUGUUCAAGCUUUCCCGUUCCCGCCAUACUGUCCCCUCCCCACCCAGUCGCACAACUCAGUGAACCAGCCAGCCUUUAAUCUUCAUCGUUUCUUUUUCUUGCUCAGUGGAAACUUUUUUUGUUAAAGUAAAUAAUCUAGAAAAGUCUGAUUAUAUGUAGAAAUAGAGUAAUUAUAGAGAUUUUACCAGAGAUAUUAUAGUUAUCUGUAUCAUAAUGAAGUACUAUUAUAGAGGAGACUAGAUGAUGAUAUUGUUAUGGGGAAAUGCUUUUUUGUUUCUUUACCUGGUUUUAUCAUGUUUUUAAGGUACAAGAGAAAAUAUUUAAAACAAAACACCUGAGUGAGCUUCAUCUUCUUCUUACUGACAGUGACUGGAUUACUAUUUAAGUUUUUAAGGCCUUCUUUUUUAUUUUUUAAUACAAAGUCUGACAGUUACAUUAACCAGGCCUUCUCAGGGGAUGAAGAAAGCUUAACAUCCAGUGAGGGUAUUCCUACGUAGCUCCAGAGGGCAAGGAACGCUGUACGCAUGGAUGGAUCGGUGAGGAAUCAUUGAAACACUCACAUUGAUGUAAAGUAGAGAGAAAACAGGAUCAGUUUUUUAAAAAUAAAGCCUUGAAAAUGU
Molecule: messenger RNA, 4504 nt
Organism: Nothobranchius furzeri (turquoise killifish)
Lineage: Eukaryota; Metazoa; Chordata; Actinopteri; Cyprinodontiformes; Nothobranchiidae
Gene: znf385c
Product: zinc finger protein 385C
Cellular component (GO): nucleus
Molecular function (GO): zinc ion binding; nucleic acid binding
Source: RefSeq, a predicted model, not a curated record